Molecule: messenger RNA, 2182 nt
Organism: Myxozyma melibiosi
Lineage: Eukaryota; Fungi; Ascomycota; Lipomycetes; Lipomycetales; Lipomycetaceae
Exons: 4
Coding region: 99-2033 (644 amino acids)
Source: RefSeq, a predicted model, not a curated record
GGCUGCAGCGCAUUUUACAACUUUAAAUUUUGAAGGUCGAAAGCAACGACCGAAGUAGAUUGAUGUUCAGUGGAUUUUCUGUGUGAGUAUGAGUUACAAUGCCGGCGAGACGUGAUUCUACUACACCAUUAUAUAUAUCGAGGGAGUCGGUUGUGGAAAUACUCUCAUCAGAUCCUAUCAUAAAGGCGUACUCGUUAUCAGUCGCGACUCCUCAGACCGCAGCUCUUUUCAAAAUCAAUUCAUUUUUGGAUUCUCUUCUUUGCGAGAUACUUCUCAGCUCUGAGACUCUGAGCAUCGAUAGUCUCAGAAGCUCGGUGACUGAUAUUCUUGACAACCACCUUGGUUACGAUGCUGUAUUGGAAGGGGACAGUCGGUUGCAUUGCAUCAAAGAGGAUGUGACGCGCGAGGAACAGAUGAUUAUCGACUCCCAUACGACCAUGUCAAUCUCGAUAUCUAAUUCAGAGUUCCUGUCACGUGUAACACGGGCACGUUGCAUGAGCUUUUCUUGCUAUGGAUCAUGGGGGGCUGCAGAUGUCCCAUCCCAAGACCGACUGUUAGACGGAGGCCAACUCACUCGCGUGGUUUCUCUACUGGCGGCCGCUUACUUAACCUCAAUUAUUGAAGUAGUCGCAGAGAAUCUCUUACUGGUAGCUGGAAGAUUGGCCGUUUACAGAUGCACGGCUUUGCAACAAUCACAAACUCCCGCAGUCGUGAGUCUCGAGUCUAGAGAUCUCGACGGCUUAAAUGCGGAUAUCAAUCUGAAAGAGGCGUGGAACAGAUGGAUUCAUGGAGAAAGUAAAGCCGUUACAACUGAGACAAAUCCAAUGGAACGAUACAGCUCCAUUGUCAUGGAGUUAUCAGAUGAUCAGGAAUGCAAUGCCCCUAUACCGCGAGACCCUGCUGGACGGCGGUUGAGCAUUCACGAGCUCUCGACUCCUUACGCACUCACUGAGGCUUACCAAAAUCGGGCGACGAAUUCGGUCGAUAAAGAAGACCAGCCAAUGGAAUUUAAUGCUUCACCAAUUCUUAUGAAGCUGCUUCGACGGGCACAUAUAUCCCGGCCAUUCAGUCAGAUACAAAAUCGCCGGUCCCUAUACGAAAGUUACGUGUCUAUUAUACCACGUAAAUCAGUCCGUACAGUAUCAACUGCAACAUUUUUGAACUUUGCCAAUGGGAAAGCCAGACGUCAAGAAAAUAGGAAAACUAGUGCUGUGAUCUCAACUAAUAAUGGCGAGCUUGAAAGGAAUGUAACGCCGAUAGGAAUGCACUCUCCCGCCCAAAGUACGAAUGAGAGGGAAAGUCUAACGUUCGCUAAGAACUGUCGGGACUCGGGUAUCAGUGACAGUCCGCCUGCAGUUCCAAAUCGUUUAGUGAAACUGGAACAGCAAUCCAAGGAGAGUUCCUUAUGCGUUGGAGAGCUUGAUAGGACACAUAUACCUGAGCUUUCUGUCACAGUUCCUUCUAUUAAGGUUCGAAAGUUCACCUGGAUCUCGGAAUAUCAGCAACACAACGACGAGAGUCGACCUAAACUAAGACAAGUUUCAAUCGGAGAGGAGAAUACUUCUGAGUCCAAUAUUGAAUCGAUCACAUUUGACCGGAUCUUGAACGAUAACACUACCUACAAGCUAAACUUGACACCAGAUAAAUUCCGUGAAACAAACCGACCGGCACGUAUGCCGACACGAGUAUCGCAAGACGAGCAAUUUAAAAAAAUCCCAAGAAAGCCGGACGCCAUAUACAAUCAAGAUCACGCCUCAAAGACGGAGGAUGAUAAGGAACAGCAUUGCUUGACUACAAAGCUUCCGUCAGUACCUGAGGGCAAGUCAAGCGACCAAAAGACCAGUCUGAGGCCGAACGAGAUACCAGAUGAUUCCUCGGGAGGCGUGCAUCAGGAGACGUAUAUGCGAGCAGCAGAUGUGCAAACGCCAGAUGUGCGAACGGCAGACCUGCAUCCAUUGACGCCCCAGAAUUUGCGCAAAGUCAAAUCUAGAAGCAAGCUGCGUGGACUCCUGGGAAAAAAAAACUUUUCCUAGGUUAAUUCCCUGCUACCUUCUUUAAUGGUUGAGUAGCCGUUUGAACGCAGUUGUGGAGGAAGAGUACUUAUUAAGAAAGGGAAUAGACUGACAAUCAGGUAAACUGAGAUCUCUAAUAUACCAACGAUGAUUAAAUCAGGAUAAUAGCA